UGUACGGCUCCUCUUCCUUCGCUGGCUCACCACACACUUUGCAUCUUUACAUUAUUCCUCCACCGGCCUCUGUCGCCGAUAGCCAGCGCAACGCCCGCCCGACCACCUGCGCAAGCCCCUCCUGCACCAGCCCCCGCGCAGCUCAACGGACCGUGCUGUUGGUAUACCGACAGUCCACACGACCGGCACCCUGACGCAGCGCAUCUGUCGCGAAGCAGUAUAUCUUUGAGCGGUCGCGUCACUCAGCGCAAUGUCUGCGCAGCAGCGAUCGGCCAAGAUGCCUCGCUCUGGCGCUGGAACGGCCUACGGCCAGGUCAUCGAGUACAUCCAAGACCGGCUGUACCUGGCCUCCUUCACCAACCCUCCCAACGCCGACACGCCCUUCAAGUACUUGGAGCGUUCCAGCCAGUCGCCAUCCAAGCGUUCAGCCAAGGCGCAAUCUGGUCCCACCGCUGCGACCAAGCACGUCAACCCUCCCGUGUACUUCACCAUCGACAAGAGUCUCCUGUACAACGCGUUCCACGCUGACUUCGGCCCACUACACAUUGGCCACCUGUACCGCUUUGCGGUUCAGCUGCACGAAGUGCUGGGAGACCCUGCCAACGAGGACCGCGCGGUCAUCUUCUGGAGCAGCGCCGACUCAAGGAGUCGCGCGAACGCGGCGUGCAUUCUGGCCUGCUACAUGGUCCUGAUCCAGUCAUGGCCACCUCAUCUGGCUCUGGCGCCCAUUGCACAGAUGGACCCGCCCUGCAUGCCGUUCCGCGACGCAGGCUACAGCCAGGCUGACUAUGUGCUGAACAUCCAAGACAUCAUCUACGGUGUCUGGAAAGCAAAGGAGGAAGGACUUUGCGGGCUCAAGGACUUCAGCCUCGAAGAAUAUGAAAAGUACGAACGAGUUGACAUGGGUGACUUCAACUGGGUGACGCCCAAUUUUUUGGCGUUCGCAUCGCCCAAUGUGCAGCCAACGCACGAGAUCCCCACAACAUCACCCAUGUAUUCUACCCUGCCAUCCACCAUUGCCGAAGUUCAGCGAUCCGGACUACCUACGCCGUUCAAGAAUGUUUUGUCGCACUUCUGCGCAAGGAACAUCGGCCUCGUGGUGCGCCUAAACUCGGAGCUCUACUCGUCAACCUAUUUCACCAAGUUGGGCAUUCAGCAUCUGAACAUGAUCUUCGACGACGGGACAUGUCCUCCGCUCUCAUUGGUCCGGCAAUUCAUUGACCUUGCGCACGAAAUGAUCACGGUGAAGAAGAAGGGCAUCGCUGUCCACUGCAAAGCUGGUCUUGGGCGUACGGGCUGCCUGAUCGGCGCAUACCUGAUCUACAGGCAUGGGUUCACGGCUAACGAGAUCAUUGCUUACAUGCGUUUCAUGCGGCCGGGAAUGGUUGUUGGUCCUCAGCAGCAUUGGCUACACCUCAACCAGAACACAUUCCGGGAAUGGUGGUACGAGGACACAAUGAAGGCGAGGUAUGCGGAGAAGAUACCUGCGACGCCAACGAGGUCACCGCACAAGCAACGACUAGCUAGCAACGGUCAAACCUUCACUCCUCCCAACGGCUCCUCGAAGCGUGCUGCUCUUGGAGAGAUCGAAUCGAACGAGCGCAGCAAUGCCGGUCACUCAAUAGGCGUUCAAGAAGACAACCUUCCCGCGCCUACACCUGGUCAACCACGAAAGACCAGCAAGUUGUACGGUGGUGGUACCGGCAGGUCACCAAUUCGGAACCAUGAGAAUGAGCCGUUCACCAGGUCUGAGCGGAUCACUCAAAUCAGUCAAUUUGAAGGUGAAUCCGAUGAAGACUUCCACCUCCGCCAAAUCGCACGAAGGACAGCAUCGCGAUCGCCCGUCGCAAAAGAACGCGACCGACGAGCAGUCAGCAUGACGACAACCAAGACGACCAUGACUUCAACAUGGACAACAUCAUAUGGGGAGAGCGAUGCCGAGAACACCGCACCCGCAGGCUCGCACCCCAAGACGCCGUCACGAGAAAAGAGCGGAGCCGGCCACGGCGCCAUCAGUGUCAGCAAAGUGCGCGCCAGCCCGUCACGGCGCAGCGCCGAGAAUAAAAAUGGCGUCCGGAAAACCAGCGGCCGCGUAGGCAGCGUAGGGAGCUCCGUGACGCGCACGCUCAGCGCGAAACCCGCGUAGUCGCGUCGAUCCUCCACUUCUUCUUCGCAUUCGAAAAGUAUGACAUGCGCGUGCUUGUGCAUAUGCAUCUACGGUGUCCUGGCGUGGCAUAACAUCACACGAAUUGGCGUUCACUGGUCUCGCAUUUCUGCUGUCACGAAGUCCUCCUGUCUCGUCGCUCCUCUUCGUCCGUCUGACCGUCUGUUCGGUGCAGCCACCCGGCCGGCUAUAUCUUGGGCGUUUAUCGUGUCGCAGCUCGGUGUAUAUGGGGGCUUUUUUUGCUAGGCGUUCGCUGCUGCUCUCUGGUGUGCUUUUAUUUGGCUGCGGGGGAGUUCUUUUGUGUGAAGCUUUCUUGUUGUGAACAUGCUCAUGACUGUAUGAAUCAAUGAAAGCAGUAGUAUUAAUCCGGG
This is a messenger RNA of Paraphaeosphaeria sporulosa, 2535 nucleotides long. RefSeq names its product phosphatases II. Gene Ontology annotation, molecular function: protein serine/threonine phosphatase activity; protein tyrosine/serine/threonine phosphatase activity. NCBI's taxonomy places the organism in Eukaryota, Fungi, Ascomycota, Dothideomycetes, Pleosporales, Didymosphaeriaceae. The record is from RefSeq and is a predicted model, not a curated record. Gene Ontology annotation, biological process: protein dephosphorylation; positive regulation of cytokinesis; microtubule cytoskeleton organization. Gene Ontology annotation, cellular component: mitotic spindle midzone; centrosome; nucleolus. The transcript has 4 exons. The coding region runs from base 251 to 2146 and encodes 631 amino acids.